CCUUACGCUGUCCUGCAUUUUCUCAAGUUGCGUAGAAAAUGAGGCCGACUUGUAUUGGUACAUAGAAAAUUUGAUAUGCGCAGUAGCAUAUUUCUUGGCCAUACCAUUCAAGAAACACACGCUUUUAUUUCGUGCGGCUCUUGAGGCCGUCCCAAGAUUAUUUUCCUGAGUUUCCUGUUCUUAGUACAAAAUCAACUAGCAUAUAAUUAAGGUUCGUUUUAUCAAGAUCACUACACCUACCUGUCUUGCUCUCACAGUAUUGUCAACGGGGGCCACUCCAAGCUCAAUGUCUGUUAACAUGGUCAAAUUCCUCUUGCUUGCACCCACAUUCUUUAUCUCUUUCCCUUCAGUAGUGUCCCAGACCAUACCUUCAUCUGGUGGCAGCCAGGGAAACUGGCGUCUUUUGCAAGCAAAUGUAGGCAUAUCAGCUAUGCACAUGCAACUUAUGCAUGAUAACAAAGUUGUCAUUUUUGACCGCACAGAUUUUGGCCCCUCUAACAUCUCCCUGCCUGGUGGUCGCUGCCGUAUUGAUCCCAGCGACGAAGCCCUUAAAAUAGAUUGCACUGCACACUCCAUCCUUUACGAUAUUAUCACUGACACCUACCGUCCUCUAAUGGUCCAAACAGACACUUGGUGCUCUUCUGGGGCAGUUUUACCUAACGGGACUCUAGUUCAAACUGGGGGUUUCCAUGACGGCGACAAUGUAACACGCAUGUAUACUUCAUGCCCAAAUGACAGUUGUGAUUGGGUUGAGUAUCCAAACUAUCUGUCAAGAAGAAGAUGGUAUGCAACUAAUCAAAUAUUGCCUGAUGGACGUAUUAUCAUUAUUGGCGGUCGAAGGGAGUUUAGCUACGAGUUCUUCCCUCGUCCUUCUCCUCGUCGCCAAACUUUUCAGCUCCGUCUUCUAAUAGAAACAAGGGAGGGUAAUGUUGAAAACAAUCUGUACCCGUACGUCCACCUCUUACCAGAUGGGAAUUUGUUCAUCUUCGCUAAUACACAAUCAAUAUUGUUUGAUUACAAUCAAAAUCGUGUGGUUAGAGAGUUUCCUCGCAUACCAGGAGGUGAUCCACGCAAUUAUCCUAGUACCGGAUCAUCAGUUCUGCUCCCCUUGGAUGAAAAUGAACACAGCAUUGACCCUGAAGUUCUGGUUUGUGGAGGGGCACCAAGAGGUGCAUACCAACAAGCCUUACGGGGAACCUACAUACGUGCGAUUUCCACAUGUGGACGGCUCAGGAUCACCGAUCAAAACGCUAGUUGGGUCAUGGAAACCAUGCCGAUUCCCCGAGUAAUGGGCGAUAUGCUGCUUCUUCCCACCGGAGAUGUCAUUAUAAUCAAUGGUGGUCAAUUAGGCACUGCAGGUUGGGAACUUGGGCGUCAGGCAGCAACCAGACCAGUCAUGUACCAUCCAUCCAACCCGUCCGACCAACGUUUCUCAGUCAUGGAACCAUCACCACGUCCUAGAAUGUAUCAUUCAGCAGCAAUCCUCCUAACUGAUGGUCGAGUAUUAGUUGGCGGUGGUAACCCUCACAUUUACUAUAACUUCAGUGAUGUAUUCUACCCAACAGACUUAAGCCUGGAGACCUUUUCACCACCAUAUUUAUCAACCCAGUACGCAUCAAUAAGACCUGUGAUUUUGUCUGUAGAUGAUACUGUAAGCCCAGGGCAGAGAUUUUUGUUAAGUUUCUCAGUGGGAGAGUACAUAGCAGGAAGUGUGUUAUCAGUAAGAAUAGUCGCACCAUCCUUUACAACACAUUCAUAUUCAAUGAAUCAAAGGAUGGUGGUGCUGAGGAUUGAUGGAAUUAUUCACAAUGAGACAUCAUCAUCAUAUACCUUGAGUGUUGUUGGACCAUCAUCAGCUGAGAUUGCUCCGCCAGGUUACUAUUUGCUGUAUGUUGUGCAUUCUGGUAUACCUAGUUCUGGUGUGUGGGUGAGGCUACAGUGAUAUAUAUAUAUAUAUGGAGUUGGAGCUUGGAGGGUUUGAGUUAACUUAGAGUUGA
Molecule: messenger RNA, 1997 nt
Organism: Populus euphratica (Euphrates poplar)
Lineage: Eukaryota; Viridiplantae; Streptophyta; Magnoliopsida; Malpighiales; Salicaceae
Product: galactose oxidase-like
Exons: 1
Coding region: 287-1942 (551 amino acids)
Source: RefSeq, a predicted model, not a curated record